CACAUUUCCGGUCAAAACGUGUUCAUCUGUUAUGGAGUGAACAGCUAGCGUUGAUUGCCUAAAAAUUGCUUUGCAAGGCAUCUGAUAAAAUGCAGAGCCUGAGUCGCAUAGGAAGAUGAAGAUGGGAAUCACAAAUAUUUCUCUCUACUAUCUCCUCCUCCUCUUUGUCACUCUCAUACCCAACUUCACAGCUUCUCAAGUUCUGUUUCAGGGAUUCAACUGGGAGUCAUGGAAGAAGGAUGGAGGAUGGUACAACUUCUUCAUAACCAAGGUUCCUGACCUGGCCGAUGCUGGGAUUACUCAUGUUUGGCUCCCUCCGCCUUCUCAGUCUCAUUCAGAUGGCCCUCAAGGGUACUUGCCGGGAAGGCUCUACGAUCUCGAUACAUCAAAAUAUGGAAACCAUGAUGAACUGAAGAAGCUGAUAAAAGCCUUCCAAGACAGGGGGGUCAAGUGCAUAUCUGACAUAGUUAUAAACCACAGAACUGCAGAGAAGCAAGAUAGUGAUGGACUGUUUACCAUUUUCGAAGGAGGGACACCAGAUGAUCGCCUUGACUGGGACAAAUCUUUCAUUUGCAAAAAUGAUAAACCUAUUUCUGGCACAGGAAAUCUUGACACAGGAACUGAUUUUGACAAGGCCCCGGAUACUGACCACACAAACCCACGAGUCCAAAGAGAGCUAUCAGAUUGGUUGAACUGGCUAAAGACCGAAACCGGGUUUGCUGGGUGGCGAUUUGAUUUUGGCUUUGGAUUUUCCCCAGCAUAUUUUAAGAUGUAUAUCGCAAAUACAAAGCCAAAUUUUGCAGUAGGCGAAAUAUGGCCUGAUUUUGGUAACUUUAACAUUGACAAGCAGGAUGAUAAUCGACGCCUGAUUGCGAAAUGGAUAGAUGAUGUUGGAGAAGGUGUCACAGCUUUUGAUUUUACAUUAAAAGGUGUACUUCAAACUGCAUUAGUGCAGGGGGAGCUGUGGCGUUUGAAUAUCUCAGGAGGUGCUCCCGGAGUGAUUGGCUUGAAGCCAGGAAAUGCUGUGACUUUCAUAGACAAUCAUGAUACAGGUUCCACCCAAAGUGUGUGGCCAUUCCAAAGUGACAAAAUCAUGCAGGGAUAUGUUUACAUUCUUACUCAUCCAGGGAUCCCAUCAGUAUUUUAUGAUCACUUCUUUGAUACCUUCAACGGAGGUAUCAAAGGUCCGAUCACUGAACUCAUUAAGAUCCGAUCGAGAAAUGGGAUCAAACCCACCAGUUCCUUGCGAAUUCUAGCGGCUGAUGCGGAUGUCUAUGUAGCUGCUAUAGACGAGAAGAUUAUUGCCAAGAUUGGUCCAAGUGAUGCCAAAGUUCCACAACUCAUCCCUUCUAAUUACAAACUCGCUACUUCUGGUGACCAGUAUGCUGUGUGGGAGAAAACAGCAUAGGGUAUAUAUUAUCAGUAAUCAUCUAAACUGAAAAGGAAUAAACAAGGGAUCAUAUGAUGCCUUUGUAAUAAAAUUAAUGUUUUAUCAUUACUGAUGAAAGUUAAGCAAAAUAAACCAUCUUUUUAUCCA
This is a messenger RNA of Alnus glutinosa, 1537 nucleotides long. RefSeq names its product alpha-amylase-like. Lineage: Eukaryota; Viridiplantae; Streptophyta; Magnoliopsida; Fagales; Betulaceae. The transcript has 4 exons. Gene Ontology annotation, biological process: carbohydrate metabolic process. Bases 116 to 1408 code for a protein of 430 amino acids. Gene Ontology annotation, molecular function: calcium ion binding; alpha-amylase activity. The record is from RefSeq and is a predicted model, not a curated record.